Messenger RNA from Rhodamnia argentea, 1167 nucleotides. Its product is annotated as F-box protein At3g07870-like. The record is from RefSeq and is a predicted model, not a curated record. NCBI's taxonomy places the organism in Eukaryota, Viridiplantae, Streptophyta, Magnoliopsida, Myrtales, Myrtaceae. The transcript is spliced from 2 exons. Gene Ontology annotation, molecular function: protein binding. The coding region runs from base 36 to 884 and encodes 282 amino acids.
CCACAGCGUCGGAUGGCCAUCUUCUCGUCGUCCUUAUGUUUCUCUCUGUCUUUAUGGAUCUUCUCCAGUCUCUCUCUGAUAUGGGGAUCUGUCUAUGCUUCACUUGGCUUUCACAUCUUUGGAGUUGCUUCAUCUCCUCCUCAACCAGCCAAGACAUGGCCAGUCUGGAAAUCCUACCGGAUGAUGUCAUGGCUGAUGUUCUCAGCAGGCUACCUGCUGAUCAGGUUGUUAAUUCGCGGAGUGUGUGUAAAAGAUGGUGCUCUUUGGCAGCUACCCCUCAUUUUGUUCAGCUGCAUCUUGAAAGAUCUACUCCAGUAAUGUAUUUCCUGACCUCUUCGAAUGAACUUGGUACAUUCACUCUGUCCUCCGUUGACUGGAGCUCUAAGAAGAGGAAGCAGCUGAUUAGGGAAAUACGAUUGCCGAUAAUUGAAUUCCUGCCGUCAAAAAGUUCUCUUCAAUUUUCGGGUAGUUGCAAUGGGCUCUUCAUCUUCAGAAAAAAUUGGGUGUCCCCACUUACUUACUACAUUUUCAACCCUAUCAGAAGAGAGAAAAUCACCAUUACCCCGGGUUUGAUUGUUGGCUUCUUUUUGGACUCGCUCACAAACAAGUACGAGUUGCUUGCAUGUGAUAAUGUUAUGGAUGACUUCAGAUUUUACAUAGGUGGUUUAGGGCCAGUUUUCACAUGGAGGAAAGUUGGGUGCUUUCCUUAUCGUCCUAGAGAAAUAUUUGCCCCAUCUGUUGUAAAUGGGUGUCUUCAUUGGAUGGCGAUUGGGAAGCGAGGGGAGAAAGACAUAUGGCCCCCGUGUACACAUUCCAUCAUGGUCUUUAGCAUAGAACAUUGCGAAUUUCGUUUUCUGCCUCAUCCAUUUAAGGCGAAUGAAUAAUGUGAAGCUCGUCAAAAGAUGCACUUGUUGGCAACCAAGGGCCACCUAUAUGCAUAUGGUAUGUGUGGCAAACUCUUGGACAUAUGGGUUUUGGAGGACCCUGCAAAUUGGUAUUGGGUUAAAAAGUUCAGAAUCCAUCUUGAACAGUAUCCAGUUUAUGAUCCCAUGAUGAGCUAUCAGGCAUAUCUUCGCCAAUUAAGCCAAAUAAAGCUUAUCGACAUAUGGAAGGAUGAAGUGCUUUUGGUAGUGCCUGAAAAGGGCUUUUUUCGGUACCACAUGCGGC